AUGGCAUUGGUGUUGCUCUGCCACAAAGCCGCAAGUCAAGACCCAGUCGAGAAACUAGGCACGUGCGAGGAUGACACAUCUCCGCGUGCGAGCACGUGCGCCUUGUGUAACACCUUUGGCGUGACGAAGCAGGAGGACUGCUGCACUGACGGUAAAAUAUUGCAAGAGUGCGCCGACGCUUUGAAGGCCGUUGUAUAUCAUGUUGGUGCACAGAAACCCCAAAAUGGAGGCAGCUCCGAGGAAACCAUUCAGAAAAAUAUGGUAACCAAGGCAAUAUAUAAAGCUUUACGAGGUCACGAAGACAAUAAUGAGGACUCAGAAGAGGGUGUUUGGGGAGACUUUGCCUCCGAUGUUCAGAAAAAUGAUGGCGACGAGGACGACACAGACGAACAAAGCAAUGAUAUGGCUACAGAUAAACGUUACGGAAGUGUGUUUCGCUUCCCAUACGGAAAACGUUACGGAAGCAUCUUCAGGAUGCCCUCUGGUAAAAGGUAUGGAAGCGUCUUCAGCAUGCCUUAUGGUAAACGUUAUGGGAGUGUGUUCCAACUGCCAGCCGGAAAGCGAUACGGAAGCGUGUUCCGACUUCCUGGCGGGAAAAGAUACGGCAGCGUGUUUAGGUUACCAAGUGGGAAAAGAUACGGAAGCGUAUUUCGAUUACCUGGUGGGAAAAGAUACGGCAGUGUGUUCAACUUACCAGCCGGAAAGAGAUAUGGAAGCGUAUUCCGUUUACCCUACGGAAAGCGGUACGGUAGCGUAUUCCGAAUGCCCAUCGGCAAGCGGUACACUAGUGAGUUACAAGACCCUUACAGUAAACGUUACGGGGCAAUCCUGAGGUUCCCGUGGGCGAAACGGGAUGAAAACUGGGGGCAAGAUGAAGAAUCGGACCCGGAAAACGAUGCUGGUCCGUAUUAUUACGAUUUCGACGAAAGCACAGACGAGGACAAUGAUCCUGAUACGAACGAACUUGACAAAAGAUACGGAGCAAUUCUUAGGUAUCCAUGGGGCGACCACUGGAAGCGGACCGUGUCUAUGUCCUCAUUUCCAUGGCGACCACAUGAAAGCGCAGUAAGACGCAAUGAUGACAUUGAUGAUGUUGACGCGGAUUAUCCCCAUAAUUCACAAAGGCAAAAUGGCGAAAGGGAAGAAAUCGUUGCAAAGAGAUACGGAUUGCUUCUUGGAUGGCCGUGGGCAAGUACAGGCAAGAUAAGAACAUCUUACUAUGGGAGAUACUAA
Messenger RNA from Lingula anatina, 1233 nucleotides. RefSeq lists its product as uncharacterized. The record is from RefSeq and is a predicted model, not a curated record. NCBI's taxonomy places the organism in Eukaryota, Metazoa, Brachiopoda, Lingulata, Lingulida, Lingulidae.